AUGUUCUUUUCAGACAAUCGACUCUGUCGGAAUUGCACCAAGUUAGAUCUGGAGGCCAUCUUCAACCCGGCUCGAUUUCACAAUCUUCCAGCCAUUGGCACCAUCCAGAGCUACCAGACUAGCUGGACCAAAUACAUUCAACAUAUUGGUGACUGGAGGCCGCUCACUCGAGAGGAGCGCAUUAGUCAUUAUCCCCCGGGCAUGAUCCCAAGCUGCCCUUUCUGUGACUUGGUCUUCUCCAUCGGCUUCAAUCUCGUCCGCUACCCGAAAACCGAGAAGGAGAAGGUCAUAUUGGCGAUCCCCGCUCAUCUGCUCUACAAUUUUGCUGUUUUGGGCAAUCAGACCAGUCGCGAGGGGUUGUCAACCUCAACCUCGGUGUUCCUUCUCGUCAUGAAUCCCUCUGACUACAACAGAGCUUCCGCUCAGUACUAUGGCAACACGGCGACCGGCGGAGGUCUGACUGCGUGGAUCCGCUUCGCCCAUCGAGAGGCGCCAGGGAGUUUGGUCUCCAUUGCGUCCACUGCCGUCUUGGAGCCCCCUCAUUCUCUUCUGGACUGCCCGAUGCAGGGCAGGGUCUUGCGCGAGGAGGGAAUCGACUACGGCCUCGUCCGAUCGUGGAUACACCUGUGCGAGCAUCAUCACGAUACAUGUCGCACCAGCCCCGAUUGGCAGACUCUCCCGCACUUCAAGCUCAUAGACUGCGAGUCCCGUCGCAUCAUUAACGCAGAUCCAGGCAAGAGGUAUCGUUACGUAGCGCUAAGCUACGUCUGGGGAGUUGCGCCUCCCGAUCAGUACACAUACCCCUGCCUGCCAGACAAUCUCCCGCCAGUCAUCCAGGACGCAAUGGGGGCCACCACGAAGCUUGGCUUCCGCUACCUCUGGAUUGAUCGAUAUUGCAUAUGGCAAGAUGACGCAACCCACAAGAUGAGCCAGGUGGAGAGAAUGGACCAAAUCUACGGCGACGCGGAACUCACCAUCAUCGCCAUUGGGGCCAAAGACCCAAGCUACGGGUUACCGGGCCUCUCUCUCGGCCGAACGCAACACGCUCCGACCACCAAGACAAUCGGCCGGCAGAAGAUUGUCACAAAGUUUAGCCACCAGUGGCAACUGGAUCAGAUCUCGAGAUCCAAGUGGGCCACGCGGGGGUGGACAUUCCAAGAAACCUGUCUCUCUAGAAGAAGACUGUACUUCUCCAACUACGAGGUCUCCUUCGAAUGCCACGACAUGAUGUGCUUUGAACACCUCACCCGUCCCCUCGCUGUGCAGGGGAACUUGGAGCACCACGAGAGGCCCGAGUGGACUCUCCUCAACACCCCGGACGGCGUCUGGGCUAUACUCCAGAAGUAUUGCGACCGCCAGCUGACCUACUCGAGCGAUAGGCUCGCCGCCGUAUCCGGAGUCUUGAAGAAGUGGUCGCGAGUCAAUACAGGGUGCUUUUCAUACUGGGGCAUUCCGGUAGUCGCCUCAGGCUGGCCGGUUGCAGACGCCACUGCUUCGAAACGCGCCUUUCUCGCCGGACUGGAAUGGGAGGUCCGACCCGAAGGGACAAACUUUGCUAGGCUGACAGGUUUCCCAAGCUGGUCAUGGGUAUCACAGAAUGGGCGGACAUUAUUUGGUCACCAAGGCUACUUCCAUCUACGACCCCCCAACUUGGUGGAGGUAACAAAAAGCUUUGACGCGGAGGUUUGGGUGGAAACUCCUCGUGGGCAAGUGGUGGAAUGGACCGAGUUUCAUGAGGCUGGCGGCCUCGAUUUAUUAACCUCUCAAUGUACGAGGUAUCUUCACAUUGAAUGCUGGUCUUUCCAGACCGGAUCUCUCUGCUAUCGACGGAUCAAGCGGUCCUCGGGCGCCGCCCACGACGACCUGUUUUAUAUUCCGACAACACUUCGACCCGCGGAUGGAAAAGGAGAGCUCGUUUUGAAAUUCACUCCGGACUUUGGAUAUGAGGAUACUUUUGCUGGUCGAGAAUUCACGGCGAUGUGCUUCUCGCCUCUGGAAGACACGACUUCUGCUGUCGUCAUCAACUCCAUUCCGGGUUUGAAUGUGAGGGUGGGGUUAUUGGCAUUUACCAGGGUCGAAGACUUGGGCUCACAUGAAUCGCAAAUUCCUGAGAACCUUCCCUUUUCUGGCCUUCCUUUUGCUAAGCAGAGGCGUCGUUUCCGGCUGGGAUAA
Messenger RNA from Colletotrichum orchidophilum, 2172 nucleotides. RefSeq lists its product as uncharacterized. Lineage: Eukaryota; Fungi; Ascomycota; Sordariomycetes; Glomerellales; Glomerellaceae. The coding region runs from base 1 to 2172 and encodes 723 amino acids. The record is from RefSeq and is a predicted model, not a curated record. The transcript has a single exon.